AUGCGUUCUACCAUCCAGCAAGCCGCGCUCGCCGCGCUCCUCCUUCAGUCGGCCGACGCCGCCCCGGCCGGUCUUCUCGAUGCCCUCGGCGGUGUCACUAACCUUCUUCUUCCGGCCAACUAUGUUCAAUCUCUUACCGGCGUCCUGGGAGCUACAACCGCAAACGGCGCUGGCGUUCUCAAUGCCAACGACCUCCAAACGAAGCUUGGAUCUAUUUGGAACUCGAAGCAGGCAGGAUCCAACAGCGACUUUUACGGCAACGUCCAGAAGCAAAUCGGCCAGGGAAUCGUCCCCUCUGGUCUCCUCUCUGGCUUUCAGGGUCUCCUCGGUGGAGGCGGCCUCCUCGGCCUCGGCAGCGUAGACUUGGCCAACGUCGCUGGCAAGCUCAUUGCUCCCAUCAACCCCAUCGACUCGACCAACAACAACAACCCUCUCAACCCCGCCAAGCCCAUCUACCCGAAGAAGGAUGCGGCCGACGCGCCUUACACCCUUUCCGAGCAACAGCUCCGCCAGGCAAUCUACAUUCCCAAGACAUUCACCUACGGCCAAAAGCCGCCCGUCAUCUUCGUCCCGGGUACGGGCGUCUACGGAGGCGAGGCCUUUAGCCCCAACCUUCUCAAGCUCCUCACCAACGUCCCCUACGCCGACCCCGUCUGGCUCAACAUCCCCGGUGCCCUGCUCGGCGACGCCCAGGUUAACUCCGAGUACGUCGCCUAUGCCAUUAACUACAUCAACGGCAUCACCAGCAAGAACUCGAGCAUCAUCAGCUGGUCCCAGGGUGGUCUCGACACCCAGUGGGCCUUCACCUUCUGGCCGUCCACCCGCAGCGUCGUGUCCAACUUCCUCCCCGUCUCCCCCGACUUCCACGGAACCGUCCUUGCCAACGUGCUCUGCCUGUCUCCCGGAUCCGGUGCCCUCAACGCCCCCUGCGACCCUUCCGUCAUCCAGCAGGAGUACACCUCCCUCUUCGUCAAGACUCUGAGAGCCAAGGGCGGAGCCGACGCCUACGUCCCCACCACCACUUUCUACUCUGCUCUCUUUGACGAGGUUGUCGAGCCUCAGCAGGGCACCGCUGCUUCCGCCUACCUGAACGAUGCUCGCCGCGUCGGAGUUACGAACAUCGAGGUCCAGCAAGUCUGCGCCGGUCGCCCUGCCGGCAGCGUCUACGGCCAUGCGACGAUGCUGUUCAACCCCCUCACGGCGGCCCUGAUCAAGGAUGCGCUGGUGAACCAGGGACCCGCCCAGGUUAGCAGGAUCAACUUCAACGACGUCUGCAAGAACUACAUUGCCCCUGGUCUGACGCUCGAGGACGGUGUUGCCACUGCCGGCACGAUUGUUGCUGCCGGUAUUCGUCUGCUGGCUUACGUCCCCAAGCUUCUUGCCGAGCCUCGCCUUAUGGCUUACGCUCUGGCUUAA
Molecule: messenger RNA, 1416 nt
Organism: Colletotrichum karsti
Lineage: Eukaryota; Fungi; Ascomycota; Sordariomycetes; Glomerellales; Glomerellaceae
Exons: 1
Coding region: 1-1416 (471 amino acids)
Source: RefSeq, a predicted model, not a curated record